GAUGGUUUCUGUGGGAGGUGAACACCUUGCCAUUCAAGUUCGUCGGAGUCUUGGCCCAUGCUUUCAGCAGACUUCAGCACACUCUGCUCGUGGGGAAGCAAAGAUGCCAAGAAGACCCAGUUCUUCCCCACUCUUCCCCACAGCGGGGCGGGGGCCGUGGACGUGGCGAGUGUGGCCUUCUUGAUGCCAGAGGGACGCUAUAAAGGAAGGCCCGCAGACUUCACGGACGGAAGGAAGGAUACUACACCACAUACAUACAAUCCACACUCAAGCACCCAACGGGGAAACAGCCAGCCAUGACCCAAGACGCCGCCUUCUUCUCGGCCGUCCUCACCAAGCCUCUCAGCGCAAUCCCCUACACAGCCCACACCCUUCUCACGCAACUCACCGGCGGCAAGCGGCACAUCAUCCAAGGCGCCGACAAGCUCUUUGACAUCCAACUAUUUGCGUCCCUCAACCGCUGCACUCUCACCCCGCACCCCAACAUCCACAACCAAUCCUCCUUCUCAUGGGAGCCGCGCACCACCGACGAUUCCGACGUGCGCGCCCUCCGCGCACGCGCGUUUGGCCAUGGCGGGAUCGACUCCAUCGAUGUAGCCACGGGCAAUGCGGCCGAAACGCUCAAGGAGACCAUCCUUGCGGGGUGGUACGAUGUGCAGUGGGAGGGGAAUGAGGUGGAGGUGGUGGUGAUGCGGGUGCCGAAGGAAUAUUGCGAGAUGCUGAUAUAUUUUGUGGCGGCGGAGACAAAGAAGAUUGGGGAGCGGUUUGUGGUUGCAGUCGAGAGCGCGGCGGCGGAGUUGGGGGAGCGGGUGUGGGUAUUUGAGAAGGGGUUUUGGGAGGCUAGUUCUGCACUGUACAAGGCUGUCAAGGGCGUUACUUUCGAUACCCUCAUUUCGACUGAGAACAAAGCUAGAGCCAUCAAAGAGGAUCUUGAACGAUUCUUUGACUCGCGGGAGCUAUAUCUCGAAUACGGGCUGCCCUGGAAACGCGGCUUCCUUCUCUCUGGGCCACCUGGCAAUGGAAAAACCCACAUCAUCAAAUCCCUCAUCAACCACUUCACCUCGACGCACCCCACCAUCUCCAUUCUCUACGUCAAAUCCUUCAAAGCCGAGCGCCUCCCAGACGAAUACGCCAUCUCCGCCGUCUUCAAGCGCGCCCGCAGCAACCCGUGCCUGCUCAUCCUCGAAGACCUCGACACCCUCAUCACCGACGCCAACCGCGCGUUCUUCCUGAACGAGAUGGAUGGCUUGAACACUAAUGCGGGCGUGGUUGUGCUCGCUACUACGAAUUACCCGGAACGUCUGGACCCGGCGAUUAGGGACCGCCCGAGUCGGUUUGACCGGAGGUAUGAGUUUGGGCUGCCCACCGCGGGAGAGAGGGAGAUGUAUGUGCAAAUGUGGGGACGGACAAAGGCAAAGAAGGGCGUCUGUAUCACCGAUGAACUGGCGAGGGAGAUUGCGGCGGACGACGUCACGGGUGGGUUUUCGUUUGCGUACUUGAAGGAGUUGUUGGUGUCGUCUGUUAUGCGCUGGGUGCAGGGACAGGUUCAGGACGGUGGUCAUGGUGGGAAGGACUUUGGGACUGUUUUGAGGGAUGAGGCAGCGGUUCUGAAGACGUAUAUUAGGGAGAUGCAGGCUAAGAAGGAGACGGGGAAGGGUGAGAAGGAGGAUGGGAAAGUGAAUGGGGUAGUGCAUAAGUAGAACUUUGCGAUUAUAUGUAGGUAUGUAUGCAACGUUGGUUGUCCUUUGAUCAUCAGUAUACUAUAUUCAGCGUAAGAAUGAGCAGCAAGUUAUCCUUGUGCGGCAGAGCGACCGGAGUUUUGGCAGCGGCAUUUGCGGCGGCAGGAGCUUGGAUCACAACUCCUCCCAUGAUGCAAUUGUCUGGCGAGGCUGUCCACAAGCUCGUCCACAUUGAAAUAGACUUGACCCUCUUGCUUGAGCGGCAAAAGAUUCGUCAAAAUAGAAGGGAUAUGAUGAUCCUAAAAUGCCGUCCGAUCUUGUUUUCUGAGAAUGUGCCCCAUUUGGUCGAGGUCAAAGAUGAUCUGGUUCAGGCGAACUUCCCC
Molecule: messenger RNA, 2062 nt
Organism: Fimicolochytrium jonesii
Lineage: Eukaryota; Fungi; Chytridiomycota; Chytridiomycetes; Spizellomycetales; Powellomycetaceae
Product: AAA ATPase
Exons: 4
Coding region: 297-1700 (467 amino acids)
Molecular function (GO): ATP hydrolysis activity; ATP binding
Source: RefSeq, a predicted model, not a curated record